Grus americana (Whooping crane) is the source of this 7888-nucleotide messenger RNA. It is a transcript of the gene CR1, whose product is annotated as complement C3b/C4b receptor 1 (Knops blood group). Gene Ontology annotation, biological process: negative regulation of complement activation, classical pathway. Lineage: Eukaryota; Metazoa; Chordata; Aves; Gruiformes; Gruidae. The transcript has 50 exons. The record is from RefSeq and is a predicted model, not a curated record. The coding region runs from base 132 to 7712 and encodes 2526 amino acids.
CCGGGAAGCCCCGCAGCUGCAGCUCCUUCCGCGUGUGGGGGGUGGUGGAGGGAACUGGGGUGCCCAUAUCUUCCUGCAGCCCCCCAGGAGCUGCAGUCUGCGCCAGGGACCUCUGGUCUGAACUCCAGACCAUGGUGCUCGCCUUCACCCUCCGCCUCCUGGUCAGCUCCGCUUUGCUCCUCGCCACCGUGGCUCAAGUUCUUCAAUGCCGGUUCCCACGCGUCCGGUAUGGGAGGAGACUAUCCAUUGCUCGCUCUUUCUACAAGAUCGGGGACACCGUAAGCUUCGUGUGCAACACAGGGUACACCUUAAAGGGGUCCAGCACAAGCACGUGCCAAGCUGACUUGAGAUGGAGCCCACCUCUGCCAGUGUGCAAAAAAGAGGUGACGUGUCCGCAGCCACCAAACAUCGCCAACGGGCAGCACAGCGCAAAGUCCUUGGACAAGUUUUCCCGGGGACUGACUGUGUACUACAGCUGCAAGGAUGGCUACGCGCUGGUCGGGAACGUGUCCAUCACCUGCACAGAGGCCGGGGUGUGGAGCAAGACCCUGCCCCGCUGCGAAGCAAUCGGCUGUGAGAUACCCAAGGUGCAGAACGGGAAUGUCUACAAGCCACAGAGCACCUACAAAGCUGGAGAGACUCUUCACUUUGACUGUGACGCUGGUUAUGCUGCAGAGGACAACUACGAGGCUCAGUGCCAGCCGGGAGGGACCUGGGAUCCGCCGGUGCUCACCUGCGAGAGGAUCCGACCGUGUCCCAUGCCUCCGAGGGUCCGCAACGGAAAUCAUAACGGCCAGGGCAAAGCAGCUUUUACCAUGGGAAUGUCUGUAACAUACACCUGCGAUCCUGGCUACUACCUGGUUGGAAAUGCCGUUGUGUUUUGCAAAGCGUCUGGGAACUGGAGCCAGCCAGGUCCUCACUGUGAAGAGGUGACGUGUCCGCAGCCACCAAACAUCGCCAACGGGCAGCACAGCGCAAAGUCCUUGGACAAGUUUUCCCGGGGACUGACUGUGUACUACAGCUGCAAGGAUGGCUACGCGCUGGUCGGGAACGUGUCCAUCACCUGCACAGAGGCCGGGGUGUGGAGCAAGACCCUGCCCCACUGUGAAGCAAUCGGCUGCGAGACACCCAAGGUGCAGAACGGGAAGGUCCAUGGGCUGCAGAGCACCUACAAAGCUGGAGAGACUCUUCACUUUGACUGUGACGCCGGUUAUGCUGCAGAGGACAACUACGAGGCUCAGUGCCAGCCAGGAGGGACCUGGGAUCCGCCGGUGCUCACCUGCGAGAGGAUCCGACCGUGUCCCAUGCCUCCGAGGGUCCGCAACGGAAAUCACAAUGGCCAGGGCAAAGCAUUUUUUACCAUGGGAAUGUCUGUAACAUACACCUGCGAUCCUGGCUACUACCUGGUUGGAAAUGCCGUUGUGUUUUGCAAAGCGUCUGGGAACUGGAGCCAGCCAGGUCCUCGCUGUGAAGUGUCUGUCUGCAUAAAUCCAGACAUAGAGAAUGGAAGGCAAGUUGAUGGUCAAGGACUUAUCUCCACACCUGGGCAAGCGGUGACAUUUCAGUGUGACAACGGCUUCAGCCUGCAAGGCAGUGCGAAAGUCUUCUGCCAGGAGGAUGGCAGCUGGCUUCCUCCUGUUCCCAUCUGCAAUAGACUGUACCAUUACCAGGAGCUGUCUAACAGGCCAGAAUUUCAAGGUGGUUGUGGUGCUCCUACAAGGUUACACUUUGCUGAGCUAAAUGAGGAGCAUAAAAAUGAGAUCGAUUUUUCUGUUGGGAAGACUGUUCAAUACACUUGCCGACCUGGAUAUGCUAAACACCCAGGAAUGUCACCUACUAUUACAUGCCUUGAGAGCGGAGUGUGGUCAGAAGCACUAGAGUUCUGUAAAAGGAAACAAUGCAAUCAUCCUGGUGAACCUGUGAAUGGGAAAAUUGUUUCCCUAACGGAUCUCAUGUUUGGGUCAACGGUGCUCUACAGCUGUGAAGAAGGGCACAGGUUAAUUGGACAAUCCAGCAGGCGAUGUGAGAUUUUUGGUGGACGUGUUGCAUGGAGUGGCGACAUUCCCACUUGUCAGCGUAUCCCUUGUGGGCCGCCUCCAGACAUUCCCAACGGGAAGCACACCGGCAGGCUGCUGGAUGAAUAUCACUUCGGCAUCUCCGUAACUUACACCUGCAACCCCGGGUACCCGCUCCACGGAGAGCCCUCCAUCUACUGCACCACCCAGGAUGGGAAAAACGGCGUGUGGAGCAGCCCCCUCCCACACUGCGGAGAGGCAAGAUGUCCUGUCCCACAGGUCCGGAAUGGGAGAAUGGUGUCUCCUCCUCGGACUGCCUACACACACAAGGACACUGUUGCCUUUGAGUGUGAGCCAGGCUAUGUUAUCCGUGGCCACAGAGUGGUACAAUGCCAACUAAAUAACACCUGGGAGCCACCCGUGCCAGUCUGCGAGCAGGCUGGCUGCGAUGCACCUACCAGCCUGGCGUUUGCUGAGCUGAAGGAGCCAUACAGCAACCAGACCGUCUUUCCCGUGGGGAGGACAGUGGAAUACGUGUGCCGGCCUGGGUACGCCCAGCACCUGGGGAUGCCACCGACCAUCACGUGCCUUGGCAAUCGGACGUGGUCUGCGGUGUUGGAGUUCUGUAAAAGGAAACAGUGUGCUAACCCAGGAGAUCCAAAGAAUGGCAGAGCUGUUGUCCUGACGGACCUCCUCUUCGAGUCCAAAGUGAAUUACACUUGUGACAAAGGGUACAAGUUGGUUGGAGGGUCUCAGAGAACAUGCGAGGUCUCUGGCACACGUGUCUCUUGGAGUGGAGAUGCUCCCGUCUGCCAGGGUAUCCUCUGCGAUCCGCCUCCGGACAUCCCCCACGGGAGACACAGCGGGCACUUGAUGGGCACCUUCUCCUACGCGGACGUGGUCACCUACACCUGCGAGCCCGGCCACGCGCUGGCUGGAGAGCCCUCCAUCUUCUGCACCACGGUGGACGGGGAGCACGGCGUGUGGAGUGGGCCACCGCCGCGGUGCGGAGAGGUGAAGUGUCCUCAGCCUCCAGGCAUCGCCAACGGGAAGCACAGCGGCCAGCCCUCGGACACCCACCUUCCAGGCUCGGCUGUGCAGUACAGCUGCAGGGACGGCUACUCCCUUGUCGGGAACGCCUCCAUUAGUUGUACUGCCGAGGGAACGUGGAGCCGGCCCCGGCCCCGAUGUGAAGCAAUCGGCUGCAAAAGACCAGAGAUCGAGAAUGGAAGAGUGAAUGGACUGGAGACCACGUACAAACUCGCAGACAUCGUUAUCUUCGAAUGCAAUUUUGGUUAUGCCUUGAAGGGCUCUCAAGAGUCUCAGUGCCAGUUUGGGGGCACGUGGGACCCUCCUGUCCCCAUCUGUGAAAAGAUGCUAGAGUGUCCUUCCCCUCCAAAUAUCAACAAUGGCCAUCAUGACAGCAAGGAUGUCAAAGUGUUCAUCCCUGGAAUAUCAGUGAAGUACUACUGUGACCCAGGGUACGUCCUCACCGGGAAAACAACAGUAUCUUGUCUGACAUCUGGAACCUGGAGCAUCCCUUACCCCCGGUGUGAAGUGAUCACCUGCAUGAGCCCCAACAUCCAGAAUGGAGAAGUGGCUGAAGGACAGAGAGCUGAGUACCAUCCUGGGGCCAACGUCACCUUCCAGUGCCACCCGGGCUACGUGCUGUGGGGCAGCCGUGGAGCCAAGUGCCAGCCCAAUGGCCGCUGGGCGCCUGCUGUCCCCACCUGCAAGCCAGCUGGCUGUAGGGCACCAACAACGUUAUUGUUUGCUGAGCUAAGCAAGGAGUAUAAGAAUCAGACUGAGUUUCCUGUUGGGAAGACUGUGAAGUACACUUGUCGGCCUGGAUACAUGAAACAUCCACAAAUAUCACCAACUAUUACGUGUCUUGAAAACCGGACGUGGUCUGAAGCCCGGGAGUUCUGCAAACGGAGAAAGUGUGAUCAUCCAGGAGAACCGGAGAAUGGCAGAGUUAUCGUCACAACAGAUGUCUUCUUCGGGUCAACGGUGAAUUACACCUGCAAUGAAGGGUACAGGCUGGUUGGAGCGUCCCAGCGGCACUGUGUGAUUUCGAGCUCUGGGACGCGAGUGCAGUGGACCAGUGAUGUUCCUGUCUGCCAGAGUAUCGUCUGCGAUCCGCCUCCGGACAUCCCCCACGGGAGACACAGUGGGCACUUGAUGGGCACCUUCUCCUACGCGGACGUGGUCACCUACACCUGCGAGCCCGGCCACCCGCUGGCUGGAGAGCCCUCCAUCUUCUGCACCACGGUGGACGGGGAGCACGGCGUGUGGAGUGGGCCACCGCCGCGGUGCGGAGUGUCGCAGUGCUCUCACCCUCCAGCCAUUGCCAACGGAAACCACAGUGGCCAAGCCACAGUAGUUUUCACCAGCGGCAUGUCCGUGAGCUACGCCUGCAAUCCUGGCUACGUUCUUGUUGGAGAGGCACAGCUAAAUUGUACUUCUUCUGGAGACUGGAGCAACCCUGCCCCUCGGUGUGAAGGGCGGCUGUGUCCCUCCCCAUCGGCCAUUGACCACGGCCAGCACGACGGUGAGGAUGUGAAAGUGUUCAUCCCUGGAACGUCUGUAAAUUACAGCUGUGACCUCGGCUAUGCUCUUAUUGGUGAAACAACUCUAUACUGUACGGUCAAUGGAACCUGGAGCAUCCCUUACCCCCGGUGUGAAGUGAUCACCUGCAUGAGCCCCAACAUCCAGAAUGGAGAAGUGGCUGAAGGACAGAGAGCUGAGUACCAUCCUGGGGCCAACGUCACCUUCCAGUGCCACCCGGGCUACGUGCUGUGGGGCAGCCGUGGAGCCAAGUGCCAGCCCAAUGGCCGCUGGGCGCCUGCUGUCCCCACCUGCAAGCCAGCUGGCUGUAGGGCACCAACAACGUUAUUGUUUGCUGAGCUAAGCAAGGAGUAUAAGAAUCAGACUGAGUUUCCUGUUGGGAAGACUGUGAAGUACACUUGUCGGCCUGGAUACAUGAAACAUCCACAAAUAUCACCAACUAUUACGUGUCUUGAAAACCGGACGUGGUCUGAAGCCCGGGAGUUCUGCAAACGGAGAAAGUGUGAUCAUCCAGGAGAACCGGAGAAUGGCAGAGUUAUCGUCACAACAGAUGUCUUCUUCGGGUCAACGGUGAAUUACACCUGCAAUGAAGGGUACAGGCUGGUUGGAGCGUCCCAGCGGCACUGUGUGAUUUCGAGCUCUGGGACGCGAGUGCAGUGGACCAGUGAUGUUCCUGUCUGCCAGAGUAUCGUCUGCGAUCCGCCUCCGGACAUCCCCCACGGGAGACACAGUGGGCACUUGAUGGGCACCUUCUCCUACGCGGACGUGGUCACCUACACCUGCGAGCCCGGCCACCCGCUGGCUGGAGAGCCCUCCAUCUUCUGCACCACGGUGGACGGGGAGCACGGCGUGUGGAGUGGGCCACCGCCGCGGUGCGGAGUGUCGCAGUGCUCUCACCCUCCAGCCAUUGCCAACGGAAACCACAGUGGCCAAGCCACAGUAGUUUUCACCAGCGGCAUGUCCGUGAGCUACGCCUGCAAUCCUGGCUACGUUCUUGUUGGAGAGGCACAGCUAAAUUGUACUUCUUCUGGAGACUGGAGCAACCCUGCCCCUCGGUGUGAAGGGCGGCUGUGUCCCUCCCCAUCGGCCAUUGACCACGGCCAGCACGACGGUGAGGAUGUGAAAGUGUUCAUCCCUGGAACGUCUGUAAAUUACAGCUGUGACCUCGGCUAUGCUCUUAUUGGUGAAACAACUCUAUACUGUACGGUCAAUGGAACCUGGAGCAUCCCUUACCCCCGGUGUGAAGUGAUCACCUGCAUGAGCCCCAACAUCCAGAAUGGAGAAGUGGCUGAAGGACAGAGAGCUGAGUACCAUCCUGGGGCCAACGUCACCUUCCAGUGCCACCCGGGCUACGUGCUGUGGGGCAGCCGUGGAGCCAAGUGCCAGCCCAAUGGCCGCUGGGCGCCUGCUGUCCCCACCUGCAAGCCAGCGCUGCCUUGUCCUCCACCUCCUGUCAUCGCCCAUGCCACGCACAGCGCAGAGCUUGGGGCAAACUUCACCAGCGGCAUGUCCGUGAGCUAUAGCUGUCAGCCCGGCUUCUUCCUCCUCGGAGACCCCUCUGUCUUGUGCACGGCCUUGGGGAACUGGAGCCUCCCGUACCCACGCUGCACAGUGGUGCAAUGUCCUUCACCUCCAAAUAUUGACAAAGGGGAUCACAACAGCCAUGACUUGGAGGUUUUCAGUCCUGGGAUGGUUGUAAAUUACAGCUGUGACCCUGGCUACAGCCUCCUGGGAGAGGCUGCCAUUUACUGCACCGACUCUGGGAACUGGAGCCUCCCUCUUCCUCAGUGUGCAGGUGGCUGUGGUGCACCUCCAAACUUAACCUUUGCUGAGCUAACUAAGGAAUACAAAAAUCUGAUGGAGUUUUCUGUUGGGGACACCGUGCAAUACCGCUGCCAGCCGGGAUACAUGAGACACCCCGGAGUAACCCCAACUCUGACGUGCCUCAAAAACCACACGUGGUCUGAAGCGCUAGCGUUCUGUAAAAGGAAGCAAUGUAAAUACCCAGAAACACCAAAGAAUGGCAGAGUUGUUGUUCUGACAGAUCUCCUUUUUGGGUCAACCGUGAGCUACACAUGUGAAGAAGGGCACCGACUGGUUGGACGGUCUCGUAGGCAAUGUGAGAUCUUUGGAGCAGAUGUCGCAUGGAGUGGUGUUCUUCCCAUUUGUCAGAAGGUGGUAUGUCCAGUCCCACAGAUCCAGAAUGGGAGAGUCUCUGUUCUUAAAUAUGCCUACACAUACAAAGAUACUGUUAUCUUUAAGUGCCAGAAAGGCUUCACCUUGCGAGGUAAUCGCACAGCCCAGUGCCAAGCUGAUAAAACAUGGGAUCCACCUGUACCUGUCUGUGAGCAGGAUGGAGUGGCAGAACACUAUCAUCAUCCUGAUACCACAGUGAAGCCAGUAGUGAAGUGUCUGCCUCCUCCAAGCAUUGCUAACGGGGAACACAGCAGUCAUUUCUCAGACACUUUCAAUGUAGGAGCACUUGUGCACUACCGCUGCAACCAUGGCUUCUCCCUCGUUGGGACAGCAUCCAUUUAUUGCACAGAGUCUGGAGCCUGGAGCCGUCCUUCUCCGGUCUGUCAAGUUGUGAAGUGUCUCCGUCCUCCAAAGAUCACGAAUGGGAAUCUCAAAGGCAACAUCUCUGACACUUUUUCCUAUGGAGCAUCUGUAUCCUAUAGCUGUAAUCCUGGUUAUUCACUCGUUGGGAAUGCUUUCAUCAACUGCACAGUGUUGGGAACCUGGAGCCAGCCUCCUCCUCGGUGCAAAGAGAUCAGAUGUGUAUUCCCAGAAGUUCAAGGUGUUAAGAAAGCCAUCAAAGGAAAUACUUAUCGCUCUGGGACUAAUGUCACUCUCGAAUGUGAUGAUGGUUACACACUGGAAGGCAUCAGUCAGAUUCGGUGCCAAGAGGACUUCAGCUGGGACCCUCCUGUACCAGCCUGUAAAUUGAUGUCACGGAAGUCUGGCUCAGUAGGCCUAGGAGUCGCAGCUGCAGGAGUCCUGCUUCUCCUGGGGGCAGGCAUUGUCUGGAAAAUUAGUUCUAAGCAGAAGGAAGGCUAUUAUCGUACAUAUGAAAACUACCAAAGCCCUCUGAACCAGGUCACUGAACAGAAAUGUUCAUGUCUUCCAUAGAAGGCGGGGCAUCCGUGCUGCCACCAACCACACAAUGGACUUGUUCUCCGUACAGUCACAAUUUAACCCCAAAAUUGUCUUAUCAGCAACUAUAUUCACAUCUGCAGCACCACCAAUGCUUCUUUGUGGUGUUCCUCUAUCAAUGCUUCACCUAAUAAAAGCUGAACGUGGGACAA